Molecule: messenger RNA, 1276 nt
Organism: Pollicipes pollicipes
Lineage: Eukaryota; Metazoa; Arthropoda; Thecostraca; Pollicipedomorpha; Pollicipedidae
Exons: 7
Coding region: 407-1276 (289 amino acids)
Source: RefSeq, a predicted model, not a curated record
AGCGCCGCGGCGAGCCCGACGCAGGCAGUGCUGCCUGGCGACCUGGUGUCGCCGGUGCGCAGCCCGACGGUGACCCGACCCGACCUGGCUGCGUUGGUACGGCAGGAGGAGCGCGGUCCAGCAGCGCUUCGAGAUCAGGCUGUGGUCUGUCCGCUGCGACCGGUUCGAACCGCGACCUCAUCUCCCGGAGUACUGAGCUAUGAUAGCGUCAGAGGCGACCUGACACUGCCACUGUGACCUUGCCCUGUGCCGAACUAGCAGGCCACAGCCGUCGGAUGCUGGCUGAACGUUCGAACUUGGCUUGCCUUCGCGCCCAGCCGUGCCCAGCGGCCGUCGGACAGCGGAAGCUGGAACUGAACCAUCGACCACGGUGUCAUCGAAUCGGAGCAGGUCUUCGACAGCCCAGAUGGCAGCCGUAGGAAAACUGAAGGUAACGGAAAGCCGCCACAUGAAAGCAACGAACGUUUUGGAUCUCAUCAUGGAUACAAACAGCGCCGCGAAGGAGAACUGUGGCCUAGUUCCGGAAAACGCCAACUUUAGAAAAGCCACCUCCGACCCGCGCCCGAGCGCGAACAAUCCAAACCGGGACGCCUGUGAUCUCGUUAGAGAGACAGGUGGUCUCGCAACCAUCUCCUGCGAUCUCGCUCCGGAGACAAAGAACUGUGCGACGGCCUCUUCCCAUCUCGCCAUCGAGAUGGAGGCCCUCCAGGCCGCGCUGAAGCAGAAGGAUCUGCUCAUAUCCAGCUUGCAGAGCCAGCUGCUGGCGGUGUGCCAGUCUCGCUCCAGCCGGGAGGCGGAGCGCGCGGCUAGAGAGCGAGAGCGCGCUCUGCUGCUGGAGCGAUCGGUGCACCUGCAGCAGCAGAUCGACAGGAGGCGGGCCCACGUCAAGAACGCCCGCAUCACGCUGGAGCAGAUCGACACGACCGAACGGAACAUUGACGACUGUAUCCGCCGGGCGGAGCUGGAGUACCACCUGGAGACCGAGGAGCUCAACAUUCUGAACCUGCAGGGGGAGCACAUGCGGCUCAAGUCGCGACUGGAGGGGGCCGAAGACAGCGCCGCUUCAGCGCGCCCCAUUUCGCUCUCCAGCUGCCUGCCGAGCCACGGCGAGGUGUCGCUGCACCCGCUGGCGGUGCCGUACGACCCCGGCGCGCCCUGCUUCACGCUGACCCAGCUCGGGCCGGAGACGGGCGUGCAGGUGGAGUGGGCACACGACCACUGCGGCCUGAGGAGCGGCGACAGGCUGCUGGAGCCGCCGCCUUACGACAGGAGCUAG